This is a messenger RNA of Angiostrongylus costaricensis, 17739 nucleotides long. NCBI's taxonomy places the organism in Eukaryota, Metazoa, Nematoda, Chromadorea, Rhabditida, Metastrongylidae. The record is from the annotation of a GenBank genome assembly.
AUGUUCAGGUCGUUUGUAUCGUUCGACGAAGUGUCACAAAGCCGUUUGACAGCAUUUUAUCGGAAUAACGAUUCUUAUCUACGAGCUUAUUCGUUCGCUGUAGCGAUAAUGUGCUCCGGGGCAUUUUUUAAACAAUGCUUAUUGCGUAUUCGAAGCCAUUUCAUGAGUGUUCCGUGCAUCGAUGAAAGAAGAAUAUCCAUGCUUACUUAUCUGAACUCAUUAGAUAAAGUAAAAGUCCAGCAAAAGGUUUUGGAAAUGAAAAUCAAGAAUCAAUCACUGACUAGGUACCAUCGAUUGAGAUUCCCUAAUGUGGGUUUUUGGAUAGUUGGGACGAAAUUUUUGCUCGGGCAUGGAGAUGUUAUCGAAAUUGUGCUUCAUAAAAGAGGAAAUUGUACGGUUUUAUACACACCAGUACUUCAGUUUCCACUUUUUCUUCCCACUAGGAGACAUUGUGUGCUGCCACCAUUCAAUACGUUAUGUCAAUUUGCGUUAAACUUGAUAAUCUCCAUUGAGAAUUGGAACACCAUUGCCACUACCUGUGAAAUUCACCAUAUUGUCGUUUUCGAAGGUUUUCCCACUGGAGACUCCACAUCGCUAACAGGGCAUACUGGUGAAACUAUUUCUGCAUCAGGAGCUGUUUCGGCAACACAUCUCAUUUUACUUAUGCAAAUCAGGCUACUCAGUAAGCGUGUUAGGCAUGUUCUUACUCAAAUAACGUUGAAUCCUCUCAGAUGCUCAAUGUCGGAGGAAAUUACGAAAAAAAAACGUGUAACGAUGAAAGGCGCGCAUGCCGUUCUCCAAGAAGAAUUUACCGAGUCACAUGAGCUCCAGAGGUUUCCUAUUGGUGGGCAAAACGCAAUUUCAGAAAUUGGUAAUAUUUCAAUUAUAAGUCACUCACCGAGUAAUCCCACUCUAUGUCUUCUGUACUUUCUUAGUCAGAAAGGAAAGGAAAUAAUUCCAAACAGGUUCAGAAAUGAAUUUAAGUUACAACGGAUCAAGGAGAACCUCCGGAUGCUGGGCUCCGUUAUAUCCCCACCUGAUGCCAUAACGCUGCAGAGGUACUCCAAGCAGCAAUACCUAGGUACUAAUAACAGUUUGCCUUUUAGCCGCCCACUUUUACCUUCUAUGGAGAAACUGGAAUACGGUUCACAAAGCUGUCAGGAAGCUGGACAAAAAGAUGAUGUAUCUUCUACGUUAAAUUAUAUUAAUACGUCAAUAGGAAUUUUGGCAGCUUCUUGUCGUUUACCUGGUGGAGUUAAUGACUCUUCUGAAUUUUGGGAUCUCUUGAAAACUGGUAGAAUUACAACGUCGCGGAUACCUGCCAAUCGAAUCUUCACGAGAGACGUCCUUAUUGAAGGAGAGAAAUAUGGCGCUACACUUGAAGGUGGAAACUUCAUUACCCAAGAUGUCGCUGGAUUCGAUGCAGCCUUUUUCAAUAUCUCGCUAAGCGAAGCGGAAGCAGUCGAUCCUCAGCAACGAAUACUUCUGGAAUGCGUACAAGAAUGUAUUGAGUAUGCUGGACUGACAGAUGUUAGUGAUCUUGGUGUGUUCGUUGGGCUGAUGGAGAAGGAAUAUACUGAUCUAAUCGGAAGUAGCAACUCGAUUCUUACUAUGCUUGGUUCGAUGAGCUCUUUAAUUUCUGGACGGAUCAGCUAUGUAAUAGGCAGUCAUGGACCGUCUAUGACAGUUGACACAGCUUGUAGUUCAUCACUUGUCGCUGUGGAGCUUGCGAUCAAUGCAUUGAAUAAGGGCAGAUGUUCACGGGCAAUUGUAGCCGGUGUCAACCUGAUCUUGAGCGAGAAAGGCCAAGGAGUUCGUGCAAGCGGCAAGAUGUUGUCACAUCAUGGAAUGUCCUUGAGCUUUGACGCUAGUGCAUCUGGAUACGGUCGGUCUGAUGGAUGUACGGUCAUUGUACUGGAAAAAGUCAGGCCCGAUGUUGAGUAUCUGGCAAAAAUCGUCGAUAUUAAUGUCAAUCAUGGAGGAAAGAGCGUUUCACUUACAACUCCAAACCCAGCCGCCCACAAAAUUCUCGUCAAGACCUUACUACAAAAUUGUCCGCCUUCUGAGCUACAAUAUUGGGAAGCUCACGGAACUGGUACACGUGUUGGUGAUCCAAUAGAACUAAAUGUUUUGUCUUCUAUACUUAAGAGCAUUCCGAUCGGUACUGUGAAAACCUCAGUUGGUCAUGGGGAAGCUUCCGCAGGUGCUACUGCAUUGCUUAAAUUGGUUCUAAUGCUUCAAAACGACUAUAUUCCUCCUCUAAAUCACUUUCAUGUCCUUAAUAGUCAUGUCGAUAUAGACACUUUGAGAUUGCCCAUCGUUGGUGAAAAUCGGGAAUUGACGAAUUGUGGAAUGACCUCGUUUGGUGUUAGUGGCACGAAUGCAGCAGCAAUUAUUGCUCGAGCAGCUUCAAUAUCUCCAAAGGCUGUUAUCGUUCGUAAAUAUUGCUUGCUGACUGUCAGUGCCAAGAACAAGGAAGUCUUGACGAAAAUGAUAGAGGAACUAUGUAAGUUCGCCUUGAAUUCUGACGACAACAUGGAGGACAUUGCUGGUGCUGUCAACCUCUAUAAAAAGCAUUACAUCCAUCGGUGCGCACUGAUCGUAGACCGUCAGCGUCGUGAGGUAUGUAGAUUCGUGAGUUCACACUCCGGAGUUGUUUCAGACGAGGUUGUCGUGAUCAUGUCAAAUUCAGCAAUAGCGUAUGAUAUACUUCAGAUUCCUUUGAUUUUUCACCGUUUUAUUACACUUAGUGAGGUUGGUCUCAGCGACAAUGACAAGCUUCUAAUAUCUUUUAUUGAAUUCAUUACCGGUCUUCUUGGCAAUGUGAAAUUUCAAGCUUCUAGCGGUAGAGAGCUGGUUAUUGCCCUAAUGGCACUUUCGUUUCUGCCGAUUACCCAGCCAUCCACUGAUCUCCUCGAAUUGUCGACAUUAACAAUGUUCGGUAUUAGUCCUUCAAAUAAUGAAGUAGUUAAACUUCUAUGUGACCAAUACUUUCUAAUUAAUCACUAUAAUCUCCUGUCUCUCACUUCGCAACUGUAUGUAAAUGGCUUUGAACUCGACUUUUCACGCCUUUUCGAUAGACCAAUGAAGUGCAUUCGUAUUCCUACAUAUUUCUUUGACCGCCAAAAUUUAUGGUUUACCGAAAAACCUCAAGUGUUUGAACACUAUCUACUUGGUACCAUAAAGGAAAAGACCGACACUUUGAUAGCUUUCCGCAACUGGCUCGAUGAUCUACGACACCCGCAAUUGUUCGGAAGUAAUUGCCUUAACACAGGCGUUGUCGUAGAGAUCGUCUAUGCAGCUCUCGCGUGUCUUAAUCUGUCGAGUAUCUGUAUAAAGGACUUAAAGCCACAAUUUUGGAGUCUUAAAAAACCCAGCUGGCUGUUGACAAUGGUGAAGAAGCUUCAGAGAGGAUACGAAGUGUAUGCUUGGAUAAAUCAGCACGAUUUCUUUUCCUGUCAAAUUUCUCCAAUAAAGGAAAAAUUCCGAAAGUUGCAAUCUUCUUCCAUUGGAAAAAAGUUUGAAUUGCGUCCAUUAUAUAUUCCAGAAUAUAAAAAUUCCAAAAUUUUGAUAUCAGAUGAUCUUAACUAUGCCACUGUUAAUUGCGAGUUGGAAAAAUCUCUUUUUGGAGUUAUCGUUGAGAUUUCGUCGAGGUUGAAUCCUGGCAAGUCUAUUAUUUGGUUCCAGUUAUUCUGUACUCCACGUAAAAUGUUUUGCAAAUCGCGGAAUAAUUUCGACAGCUACAACCAUACAGCUUCACAUCGGCACCAUGAAAUAAAUAGUAUUGCGUUUGUGAAGUCAGACAGCAAUCAACCAAAAUCACCAGCAAAAACUAUUUCUGCUCAAAUUCGCAGAGAAGUUAUAGCAGUAUUGGAUGUUACUCAGGAGACCAUACGUACUGGUUUCAUGGAAUUAGGUCUUGAUUCACUUGCAGUUGUUGAUUUACUAAGUCGUUUGAAUGAGAAAUAUUUUCCAAACUUGGGUUUAUCAACGACUGACAUUUUCGAUUACCCUUCUAUUAAAGAACUGAGUGAAUAUAUCCGGCAAAAAAAGGCGAUUCAUAUUUCAAAUGAGAAGAAGAUGCUAAAUAUAUCAGGAAAUUCUGUUUUUGACCAAGUUCUCGACUUAGUCAUACGAGCGACGCAGGAUAUUCUUCCCAAAAGUGUGGACAUCAAUCAAGAGUCCAUACAUGCUGGUUUCAUGGAACUAGGUCUUGACUCGCUUGCAGUGGUUGACUUAACAAGCCGAUUAAAUGAGAAGUAUUUUACAACAAUGCAUCUAUCAACGACUGACAUGUUCGACUAUCCUUCGAUAUACAAACUUGCGGAACACAUAUGGAAAAUGAAUACUGAAUGUAACCAAGGAAAUGAAUUGUCAGAUUUUUCCCAAUCUUUUUCUGCUUACUUCGAAACAUUUGAGUUGAACUCAUAUACUAGCCGAAAAUUUGUCCUCAAGUCUGAUGAAGAAGUUGUGCCUUAUGAACAGCUGAAGAAAUUUGUUCCAGUAAAGACCGUUAUCAGAUUUUCUUCGGAUGGCAGAAUUCAACCUGCAGAAUUCUUUUCAUCCUUGCUUUUUUUGUCACACAUACUUCUCUCUAUCUGCACAGAAGUUAGUGUCACCGUUUCAAAGUUACCUACUCUCGCCAACACUUUGGCGCGCAGUUUCUUUAAAACUUUGGCGGCAGAGAAAUAUCCUAAGGUUCAAUAUAUUUACACCGAACGCUUAUUGGAAGUUCGUAUUCCUAAUGAUGUUUGUACAAAAAUCGGUGGGAAUUGGCUAAUAACUGGAGGACUUUCUGGCAUUGGAUUAACGAUAGCGAGAUGGCUUGCUGAUGAAUGCAGUGCCGAAAAUUUAGUUUUAGUAAGUCGACGCAUUCCUGAUGACGCAGAUCUUAUGUUACAAAUUGAUCAACUCAAGAAAAGGACUCAGGUUAUUGUCAUAAGCGCAAAUAUCGCUGACUAUAAGACUCUACAAGUCGCACUAUCAAAGAUUCCAUUCAAAUUUACUGGAGUAAUUCACAGUGCUGGGGUUUUACGCGAUAGCGUUAUAGAAAGACAGAACUUGAAUGCAUUCUUGGAGGUUUUCAAACCUAAAGGUGAAGGAUAUCAUGUGAUUGAUCGCAUUUUGGAAGAGAAUCACCAUAAUGUGGACUACUUCAUCGUAAUGUCUUCAUUCACAGUAAUCUGUGGAAACGUUGGGCAACUGAACUAUGCGGUAGCAAAUGCGUACCUUGAUCAUCAAAUGUACCUUCGUCAAAAAGCGGGGAAGGCGGGCACUUCUAUUCAGUGGGGCAACUGGCGCGACGUAGGAAUGGCAAAAAAAAUGCAGGAGACGCUGACUGACCUUGGUUUUUUAGGAUUAACGAACGAAGAGGCUCUCGUCUUCAUGAAAUAUGUAAUCACCCAUAAGCCACUCAAAUUAGUCGCCGCAAAAUUGGACUGGAAUACUGUGCUGAGGAAACGCCCGGAUAUUCGGAAGGACAUUGUGAUGAGUGCGGUUGGCAAUUUGGAUGACUCUAGAACAAAUAAUGGGAUACAACAUUUCUCAGAAACGAAUAACAACGCCUCAAACACCGAUGCUCAACAAAGGUAUCCUGUAGCGAAUAUAAUCCUGCCGAGAAAAUAUCAUCGUCUAACUGUGCUCGAAACCAUCCCUACCGAAAAUUAUAGUGGUUAUAUGUCAAUGGAAAAUUACUACACAGCAGAAAGCCACGUGCCGUGCGCCACCGAAGCAAUUACUACGAAUAAACCAUCAGAGACUCAACUGAAUAUCUGCAACAUAUUCGGUCUGAACAUAUUUUUCGAUGAUGAAGACGACUUUCACCGUUCUGUUGCUGAAAACAUCGAAUACUUUACCGAUUAUCGGAAAUCUGUUACUGAGGUGGUGUCCAAAUUGAAAAACCUCAGGUUCAGAAAAAGUAAGAGGACCUUGGGUGGAAAGAGCGUAAUGUUGUUUGCAGGACAAGGAGCUCAGUAUCCUUUCAUGGGGAAACAAUUGAGCACUAUGUUUCCAAUAUUUAGAAAAGAGUUCGAUCGUUGUCUUAGUAUGGCAGACGCACUUAUGGAGGACAUCCCGCUAUCGAGUAUCAUCGAUAACCUGACUGACGUAACGUUACUUCAUUUAACAAAGUAUAUGCAGCCAAUAAUAUUUGCUUACGGAUAUGCCUGCGCGAUACUAUGGCGGUCUCUUGGCUUUGAACCAGACUUUUAUCUUGGGCACAGCGUCGGCGAGUUGGUUGCGGGAGUGGUGGCUGGAACAAUUACUCUUGAAGAUGGGAUUCGACUGAUUGUAGAACGAGGUAUUGCGAUGGAAAAUAUCGCUAAUCGAGGAGCUCUUCUUGCUGUGGAUAGCCAGGUAAAAGAGGAAGUGCUCGGAAAGUUUAACGUUUCCCUGGCUGCAACAAAUAGCCCUAAACAAAUUGUUAUUGCUGGCAGGCAAGAAGAACUUGUCAACGUGCUUAAAUAUACUAAAGAAAAAAAUAUUUACGGAGCAUUCGUGAGUAUAAAAUACCCUUUCCACAGUUCCCUUAUUACAGAUGACGAUCUUAAAGGACUCAGAAAGAUUUUGCGAACAACCACAUUCAAACAAUCAAGAGUACCAAUAGUGAGCAAUGUUACCGGAAAAUUGAUAACAAUUUUUUCGGAGGAUUAUCUCAUUCAGCACUUGAUAUCUUCAGUGAAACUUGUCGACUGUAUUCAUACCCUAAAAUCACUAGGCGUUACUGCAUGGGUGGAGGCAGGACCAAGUAACACUGUAACAUCAUUUGUGAGAAGGACCCUUGGCUUCGACACAAUUGAGAGACAUGACAUCAUGCAAACGGCUUCUAAUCUAGGAGAAGAAGCUCACAAUCUUGUAGCUACUGCACUUGUCCUAGAAGCACGAGGCGUUCCAAUUCGAUGGGGAUGUAUGUAUCAAUGUGAAAACGAACACAUUUCUUUAGAUAGACCUCUCACUCUAUUUCCGCAGAUAUUCAACGGAACGAUAACGGAAAGCGACUGUACUGUUUUGAAAAAUCACCGUGUCAACAGGGAAAAUGUUGUUCCAGGAGCCUAUCAAAUUUAUUUACUAUUAAAAUGGAUCAACUUUAGCUCUAAUCGGGGUGAAUAUUUCACCUUAAUCGAUACUAAGUUUGUUAACUACUGGAAGUUAGAAGAAGGACGCAAUUUCCAACUUACAAGAACUAGCGCAAAUGUGUUUGAUAUUACUGUAAAUGGAAGGAUCAUUUGUACUACUCAUGUCCAAUGCACAAUUGAGUGCAGUGUCAACAGCUUCUACCGCAACUUAGCUACCAAUGGUCUCGAUUAUCGGAAGCAAUUUCAGGUUAUAAAGUUGUUGAAACGAAGUGAAACAUGUACAUAUUCAAUUCUGCAAUUCGAGGAGCCGUAUGCAAUUUGGACAUUGAUGGAUGCCGCACUUCAUGCUGUCUGUCCAAGUGUGGUUUAUCGCAGACCUGAUGUAUAUUUCGUUCCAAUUGCUGUAGAAGAAAUUUACUGGAACGACAAGAUUGAUCCUUGUUCCGCUCAGUCGAUCAUUACCACAACGAACAGAUUCAUACAAGCGCAUGCAUGCAUUCUUGUGGACGGCGAAUUGCUUUUUCAUUACAAAAAUAAACUAAGUGUUGUGUUAAGAGCAGACUUAAGAGCAACACGAGAUGGUCGUUCCACACAGUUACUAGAACACCACUGCUGUGAUGAACAGACGAUCGAGGAGGAAUCCGAGAAUUUAUGGCAACGUAUGAAAAUUGGUGCUUUGCCGAAGGAUUAUCAGUUCCGGGACCGUCCUCCAAAGAACAGUAUCUUAAUGGAUAGUGACAUAACCUUGUGGGAUCCAGAAUUCUUCGGUAUUAGUCCAAAAGAAGCACGCUACAUCGAUGUUGUUCAGCGCCUCAUGAUGAAUUCUGUUCUUAGAUGUAUGGAACGAGCCGCAUGGACUUCUAUGCCUAAAGAAACAGGGGUGUUUAUCGGAAUGAGUGGUAGUGAUUUUACUAACAGAGUGUAUAAUGAAAUGAAAGAUGAUACAAGUGGGUAUUUUAGCACCGGAACGAGUGCAAGCUGCGUAGCUGGUAGAAUCUCUCACUGGUUGAAUACUGAAGGACCGGCUAUCGUCAUUGACACAGCGUGUUCAUCGUCAUUCACAGCCUUGAUAAACGCUCUAGAUGCUAUCGUUCAAGGAAGAUGUGUGCAUGCAAUAGUAGGAGGCGUUAAUGUCAUUCUUCACGAUACCAUUACUCAAGUUCUUAAAAACGCUGGAAUGUUGUCAGUGGCAGGAAAAUGUCAAGUAUUCGACGCCGAUGCAGACGGCUACGUCCGUUCUGAAGCUGUUGGAUGUAUUUUGCUCUCGAAAUGUCAAUCAGCAGCAAUGUUUAAAAUAUCGCACUGGGCCAUAGGUCAUAACGGAAGAGCUGCUUCCUUGAAUGUUCCAAAUGGAAACGCACAAGAGCGAAUAAUGCAGCUUGUAAGGAAAACGAAAAUGGAUCAUGUAGAAUGUCAUGGAACAGGAACGGCUUUGGGAGAUCCCAUCGAGGUUCGGGUUGUCUCAAAAUGUUAUAAUGGUGCUACCAUCUCUAGUGCGAAGGCUCUAGUCGGUCAUUCCGAGGCGGCCUCGGGUAUUGUUUCAUUGAUAUAUUCUUUAUUACAAAUGAAGCACAACUAUAGAAGUAAUCAGGUGCAUUUCAAAUGUCCAAAUCCUAAAAUCGACUUCAGUAAUCUAGCUGUACCAAUCGUCGGCGAGGAACGUACAGUAAACCGCUUUGCCAUAAAUAAUUUUGGAUUCUCUGGUACGAAUUGCUCAAUUGUUGUCGAGAAGCAUCCAGCCAAGGAAGCAUGCAGGAAGUAUUUAUGCAAAUAUUGUCUUGCUCCAAUUUCUUCCAAAAGCAAACAUUCCUUGCAGAUGAUGAUCGAUCAGUGGAAGGUGUUCGUGAACGAGUGUGACCAAGCAAUCGUGGAUAUUUGUGUAAAACUCCAGAGAGUGCGAUCUUCAUAUAAAUAUCGCCAUUGUAUCCUCUAUAACUACAAAAGACAAGUCGUUUGGGAAACUGGAAAAAACGUUCUGGAUUCCGAGGGAUGCGUUCCGACAGCUGGAGCUGACUUUAUGCUCAAGGAUACAAUAUUCCAGAGAUGUUGGCCGUUCAAUGAACAGUUUGCCUAUAACUUCAACUCAGUAGAAGCGCUCCAGAACACUAUAUACUACAAACGCACUCUCGUCAUAGCACGAACAGUUGAACGUAAUUUAGCAUUGCCUGUUGUAAAUGUUGGAAAGACAGUCAACCUCAGCAAUCUUACUUAUUAUCCUAUAUCAGAUAUUAUACUUUUUCAUCCGUACUCCUCCUCGAUCGAUGAUGCCCUUUCACUGAUCUCUAUUUGGAAACUGCUUGCAGUAGAAGGACACUUUUUCUUAAUUAUCGCAUGCCAAGGCAAUGGAACUUCUUAUACUGAAUGGACGGCAUUAUGUCGAACAUUAGCUAGCGAGCAUCCUUUGCAGUACAAAUUUGUUUCUUACUCUAAUCUCCAAGACUUGGAAACAGAACUUUCUUAUAAUGACGCAUAUGAGUGCGUUUUCUACAAGAAUUCGCGUCGAUACGUUGAAAGGCUUGUGGUAACAACUCCAAAGAAAACGUCAUGUUUAGCUCCAAAGCAUUUGCUUAUUACAGGAGGGACAGGAGGAAUUGGAAGAAUGAUUAUCCGAUUCCUAAGUCCUUCGAAAACAACUGUUAUCACGAGAUCAAUUAAGGACUAUUCCCAUGAGACUUCCGAAGAAUUUGCGGAGUUGCAGUACGACUUGGUGGUUCACUGUGCAGGAGCGGUUGAAAAUGCGCUGAUGGAAUCAAUGGACUACUCUAAAUUUGAAAGCGUUUGUAAAGCAAAGUGUAGUAGUUUAGCCACAAUCUUCGAAGUUGUUAAAGAGAGAAGUCCUAAAAAGAUUGUGAUCGCCUCAUCCGUGGCAGCUGUAUUCGGUUCCGUUGGACAAGCGAACUACGCUUUCGCUAAUGGUCUGAUGACGUCGAUGGCCGAGAAGUCGGCGUUAUCCACACAAGUGAUUCAUUGGGGACCAUGGGAAAAUGUGGGUAUGCUUCAAGGAAAACACUUCCAAAAAGUGCGCGAUCAACUAAGCAGUGGUGGGUGGGAUGUCCUUAAGCCGUCAGAAGCACUAAUGAUUUUGAAUUCAAAUGUAACAAACGUGGUGGUGUUUAGGGGUGACUUCGAGAAAAUAACGAAAUUCCAAGUGCAUCUACGAAAGUAUUUGAGCGAAAUCCGUGAGAAAACUAUACAUCGGCUAGAAGUCAAGCAAAAAGCUGAUGUGUCCUCUUUGGAAAACAUAAUCACUAAUGUUAGUGGAAUUGACAAACUUGAUGGUGAAAGAGAUACUCCUCUGAUGAACUUAGGUAUCGAUUCUCUAAUGAUAGAAAAAAUCCGUACUAAUGUGAACACGAAAUUUGGGUGCAGCAUUACUUCUAAGGAUAUCUAUGAUAACUGCACUUUGGAUAGAUUGUCUAAACUGCUUGCAGUCCAUACCGAUACGAAGACUGAAACUGUCGUUGGGGCAUUUUCCGGCUGUGAAAGCAUCGAUGAGCUAUGGAGAAAUCUUCUAAAUGACAAUUUUAUAGACGCAGCUGGAGUGAUUAAAGACACCGAAAUUUUUGACUAUAAAUUCUGGAAAAUGACACAUGAUGAUGCGUCAAUACUCGACCCACAACUUCGUGUUUUUCUGCAGAAUGCAUAUCAUGCACUUGAAAAGUCAGGCUAUAUUCGAGAAAGAUCUGACUUGAAAAUUGGAGUGUUUGCAGGUGCAGAACCAAAUGAAUAUGGAGAUCCAUGUGAAGAAGCUAGGGGAAGUCUUCGGCGAAUGUUUAUGCUCAAUAUGAAAGAUUACGUUUCCACCUUCACUGCUCACAUGUUGAAUCUUCGCGGACCUGCAAUAGGGAUCUAUUCUGCAUGUUCCACAGCUCUCGUAGCCAUAACCCAGGCCUGCAAUUCCCUUCGGCUUUCCAGUGUAGAUUUGGCGAUAGCUGGUGGGAUAUCUUUAGUACUACCAGGACAGACAGAUUACGAGAUUCAAGAAGGAUUGGUAUUGUCGAAAAGUGGAGUUUGUAGACCAUUUGAUAGUGAGGCCGAUGGAACCGUAAGAGGCUCAGCAGUUGGAUGCGUCGUACUCAAGCGGCUUGAUGAAGCUCUACGAGAUAAUGACCACAUCGAAGCCGUGAUAAAAAGCUUCGGGCUUAGCAACGACGGUUUACACAAAGCCAGUUUCAUGUCUCCAAAUUCUGAAGGUCAAAAAGAAUGUCUUCGAGAAGCCUUUGCGUCACUCGCUGACAGUGAUAUUAAAAGAAUUUGUUACGUAGAGUGUCAUGGAACGGGCACACUUGUAGGUGAUGAAAUUGAAAUGGCAGCACUGAAAAGUGUUUACGGGAAAAGGUCUGAUUUAUCGAUUGGAUCUCUGAAAGCCAAUAUUGGUCAUGGGUUUGCCGGAGGCGGCAUUGCUGGAAUCUUUAAAGCGGUGAAAAUUCUUCAAGAACAUAUCAUACCACCACAGAUAAACAUCAACCACUUACGUAAAGAUAUCCCAUUCAAUGUGAACAGAAAACGAAUCGUCCUGGCUCGCGGUUCUUUGGUAGCUGUGAGUUCUUUUGGCAUUGGUGGAACAAAUGUGCAUAUUGUGAUGAGUGAGGCGCCUAAUCGUGUUCUUUCCUACUCACCAUGUACCGCACUACACAUUCUUCCCAUUUCGGGUUUAACACCAACUGCAUGUGUUGCCCAAUGCAGAGUGAUUGCCAACUAUCUUAAGAACCCUAUUGCAGCCACUCUUCAGUGCCGGAGGGAGCACUUCAAAUUCAGAGUUGCGUUUGCUGUGACGUCCAUUGAGCAGGCUGUAUCACUCUUGAGUACAAUUAGCGCUCCCACAUCAUCUACCGUACUCGAUAAAUCUAACAUGUGUUUCUUCUUCGCUCCACAAGGGGUACAAUAUCCCAACAUGGAGAAAGCAUCACUUAGUCAUGCACCAGUCUUCAAAAAAGAAAUCGAGAGACUUGUCGACAUAGCAUCAGAGCUCUUCCAAAUAGACUUUAUGAAGGUGAUGUAUCCUGAAGCUUCCUCAUGUGACAGAAUCUCAGACCCUAAAUUCGCUCAAAUAGCGACAUUCAUAAUAAGUAGAGCAAUAACUGCGCAAUUGGAUUAUUGGGAAGUUUCGUCAGAUUGGCUUUUAGGUCACAGUGUUGGCGAAUACGCUGCUGCGUGUUACUCCGGUAUUUUAGAUGAGUAUUCUUGCAUGAGACUAUUGAAAGAACGUGGAGAAUUGGUUAGUAGAACAAAUGAAGCACGACUGCUUGCUAUCUCUGAAUGUAACGUUCCUCUUCCAGAUGAUAUUGAAGUCACAGCACAUCUUUCCGACAACUUAAAAUGCGUGAUUGGAACUCCAAGUGCAAUUGAGACCCUUAAAAUUGAGCUAGACAAGCAGAGGGUGUCAUAUCGUGAGCUGGCUACGCGACAUGGCUUCCAUUCCUCGAUGAUGGAUUCUAUUCGUGAAGAAUUCCUUUUCUUCGCAAGAAAGUUGCCAUUCCGUAAAGGUACUAAAAAUCUGGUAUCGAAUGUAAACGGUGCAAUUAUUACCGAGUUUGAUUACCAAUAUUGUUGGAAUCACAUGAGAGAACCAGUCGAUCUCAAAAAAUGCUUGGAUACAAUUCUGCAAGAUAAAAAUGUUAAGGUCAUUAUAGAAAUUGGGCCUUCAGGUGUCGUAAAGCAUCUCUUAGCGGAGAGAGGUGCCGAAGUGCAUGUUGUCAACACGAUGCUAAGUAUUUAUCUUCCUUUACAUUCCCAGCUAUAUCAGUCUCUUGCCGACUUAUGGACUCUUGGGUACGACGUUAACUUUAAGAAGUUUUUCCCAAGUAAAAAAUUCGACCAUAACUUGCCUGUAUAUCAGUUCGAUCGACUAGUCUGUUGGAGAGAAAGCAUCACAAAAGAAAGUGCCAGAUAUUUUAAGACUUCAUGGUUAUCGAACAAAACGAAAGAAUUUUUCUUUUCCGUAUGCGAGCUAUGUGAAACGUAUUCCACUAAGCCGGCUGAUGUUUCAACAAUGGAUGCAGAAGAAUUGUCGAAAUUCACGCUUAUUCCAUUUCUACUGUCACAAAAAAUCUGCUCAAUAAUUGUACCGUUUAAAACACGACUAAUCGUCAUCUCUCACACAGGAGAGGCAGCCCAUUGGACAACGCUUGGACCGAUUCGACAAUAUCACCUUGGAAGAGAGCGAAAGAACAUUUUUGUGGAUAACUCAGGACGAGUCCCUAUUACUCAGUUUCUACCUCAUCUUUUAGAUAUUAGUGAAGACGUUCUUCUUGCGACUUCAACUCACCUUUUUAGUAUGACUUAUGCUGAUGCUCAAUAUUUACAGAAGCAAUUUGAACUAGGAAAAACCGUCGUUGUUAUUGGUGGAAACGGAGCGAUUGGUCAUGUAUAUGUCGACGUUCUGAGGAAAAUAAACGAAGUUAAAAAUAUUGUUGUAGCUAGCCGACAUUCCAAGGAAAUCUCUGCAUCCGAUGUUACUCAUGUCACCAUGGAUAUUUGUAAUAAGAUAUCGAAAUACGGUGACAUCGGCACUAUAAUUCACGCUGCCGGGGUAGCCACAUUGCAGUCACUCGAUAAAACAAUCCCAGAAAUGCUUUCAGUUAUUGGUCCUAAAGUCGUUGGAAUUACAAACAUCAUACAAUAUUUUUGUCAAAACAACCUCAUGCUCGACAAUCUUCUGAUGGCAUCAUCACUGACCAGCAUUCUCCCACUACAAGGGACACAGGAUUAUGCAGCGUCAAACGUUUUCAUCGAUGCAUUGGCCUUGAAUGGACAUCCGAAUAUUAAACGCGUUCUUGCAGUGCAGUGGCCAGCGUGGCGUGACAUAGGUAUGGCGUCAACAUACGGUAAAAGUGCCCUGCAGAGCAUCCUCUCGAGAACCUCAAUUUCUCACCAUACUGGAAGACGAAUAAUCAAAGAAACACUAAAUAUGAGUGGAGUUGUUGUGUAUGCAUCGAUUCAUCCUUUAAAAAUGCGUGACAUAGUGGAAAAUAUGCAGCUUAUGCGAGAGGUAGCCUCAGUGUGGAGCGAAUUACUUUGCAGAGAGGUUAGUGACGAUACCAACUUCUUUAGCAGCGGAGGAAACUCUCUAAGUGCCUUGAGGGUGGUCUGGAAUCUUAAAAAGUUAUUGGUUAUGGAUAUCACCGUUGAUCUGCUCUUUAAAUAUCCAACACUAAGAGAUUUUGUUGGAAUGCUUCCAGCUGGACAACGAACUGAUGAGGUUGACUUCUUCGAUAAUAUGUACCUGUUAAACCAACUUGAACCUGGAACCCAUUACAACAUUAUAUUUUCUAUCUCUUUUCGUAGAGCGACGUCAAAAUUUUGCUUCCUGAAAACGAUGUACUCAGUUCAUUCACUCAUUGCUCGUCAACACAGUCUUCGUAGUAUAUUCAUAAAAAAUUCAGAUUCUUCAUCACCUAUUCAGGUUGUGCUCUCAUUAACGGAGUGCUAUCAGAAUCUCACAUAUAAUGAUGCUGAAGAAAAUUUCACUUUUAAUCUCAGCGAAGUUCCUCUUAGGAUUCUUAGCAUACGUAUGGGUGACAGUUAUAUCAUUCUCUUCAACCAUUACCAUAUAAUAACUGAUGGAUGGUCCAUGACUGUGUUGGCAGAUGAGCUGAAAGAAAUCUACAGUUUCUACUCUAUUUGCGAAGAGGAGAAAAUACAGCCAAAAUUUUAUUCUAUGAGCGAAUAUGCUCACUGGCAACGUCGAAAUGUUACGUUUUCUUCGGAACUCGAAGAACUUAAAUUAAUGCUUGACGGGAGGGAGCCAACAGUUCUGCCUCAAAAGCAACCCACGGGCCCGCGCAAUUUCAAGAAACUUCUCCAAAUUAUUCCUGAACCGUUAGUUUCUUGCAUAAAAUCGCUAGCCAAAAUCCAUUGUACCACCGACUUUGUUAUAACACUUUCAAUUUUCGUUAUGUGCUUGAGGAAGUUCAAACGGAAUGUGCAAAAUGAUUCAAUUGUCAUCGGGUAUCCAGUUUCAGGCCGGAACGAGAAAGUGAGGGAUCUCAUCGGAUUUUUCCUUAACAAUACGGUAAUUUCUUUAGAUAUACGACUACAGGACAGUUUAGAAGACAUUAUAUCUGCAGUAAAGAACAAAACAGCAACAACAAGACGAUUCGAACACGUUCCGUUCCAUAGACUCGUAGGAGCAAUGAGCAGUAUACGUGAAUUAAACGAGCAUCCCGUAUUUCAAAUUUAUUUUAACUACCGUCACCAGUUGGACUUCCCAGUGCCUGACUUUCCAGAUGCAAACGUGGAAAUAAACCAGUUGUCAAUGAAUAAGAUUUUCGACUUUUCAAUCGCAUUUGAUGAGACGCCAAUGGGCACAAGGGUGAUGGUUGAAUACAACUCGGGUAAAUAUCACACGGAGACCAUUCAAAAUUUUAUGCAUAGCUUAUUGCACCAUAUUCGUGUUCCUCAUAAAACACCUUUGAAAGUUCGUUGUUUGCCUAGAGACUACCCAGCAUCAGUGUUUUCAAAAUAUCUCGCUUCUUCUAGGUGUACAGGAAGAGAAAUUGCGAUGCGACGAAGAAAUGCAUUUCUAACUUAUGAAGCGCUUCAAGAUCAGGCAACGAACAUCGCUGACUGGGUCGAUGAUUCUUGGAUCAAAUACACAGGUUGUUGUAUUCGUAGUGACGACAUCAUAACUUUAAAUGCUGCAUCGAACGAUGCUAUUGUCGUCAUAAUGGCUGUGCUUCGAGUUGGUGCUGCUUACGCACCAAUAGAUCCGGGUUGGCCACAGUUAAGAAGAACACAGGUCGCCGAAAAUAUCACCUUCAGUUUACAUAUUUCGAAAUCUAUGCUAAAAAGACCAUAUUUCAACCGGAUAUCGGAAGGUGAUUUGAUAUACGUUUUGCAAACCAGUGGUUCCACAGGUUCUCCAAAAGGAGUGGCACUGAGUCAUAAAAAUGUAAGCUGCUUCCUACAAUCUGCAAAUUCACAGACACUAAUGAGACCAGGUCAUCGUAUAUCCCAUUCGGUCAACGUCGUAUUCGAUGUGAGCGUCAUGAAUAUCAUAGGCUCAUUAGUGAACGCAUGUGAGCUUCUUUUACACGAUGACAUUCGUAACUUGCCAGAUGAACUCAAGAAACACAAAUGCAGUUUUGCUUUCCUUACUUCUGCAAUGUUUAAUGCCCUAACAAAGACGGAAUUGCACCAGAUUGCUGAACUGGAGAAACUGUUCGUUGGUGGAGAAGUCCUAUAUGACAAGAAUCUCCUCGAAGCGACGAAAUUCGGACUUGACAUCACACAAAUCUAUGGACCGACUGAAACCACCAUUUGGUCGUUAACAAACAGAUGUAAAACUUUGGCUCAAGAGGGUUCUUUGGUCGGAUUACCCAUGUCUAAUGAGACAUGUUGGAUAAAACACCAUACAUUUGAAGGUGAAUUAAUCAUUGGAGGCGCAAAGGUUGCUAGAGGCUACCUGAACAACGGCGUGCCAUGCUAUUGCACUGGUGAUAAUGUCAGGAUUCAGAGAGAAGGUUUUAUCUAUAGAGGUAGAAUAGACGGAGAAAUGAAGGUGCGAGGACACCGUAUCGAAAGUGAAGAAGUGGCGAAGAUAAUCCUUACCUAUGCACCGCAGAUCUCACAAGUCAGUGUCGCAGUUUCAAACAAUACCUUAUUAGCAUUUGUAGUUCAUAAGGGUUUCUUAAAUGAAUCCAAAAUCACUCUGAGAUUAAAGAACAUUCUACCGUCAUUCAUGGUACCAUCACGAUUCAUCAGUGUACCACGUCUUCCACUAAGUACGUCGGGAAAGGUAGACAUGGACAUGUUGCUGAAGGAGCAUGCGCGACGUCUUGAAAUGAUGUCCUUAACUGAACUAAAAGUUGCGUCUAUUUUCGAAAACCUACUAAAUGUGCAAAACGUGGUGUCCGAAGAUAAUUUUUUCAGUCUUGGAGGUCAUUCGUUAUUAUUGUUCGAGCUAAAGAGUAAACUACUUCAAUCAUUUGACGUCGAUAUUGAAGUGCACGAAUUAUUUAACAAGCUCACAGUUGGUGGACUUGCAGAGUUGCUUACAAAUAAACUUAAGGAAAACCUCUACAAAGCCGAUACCUCAAUAAUCACUGAACUUCGUGAGACCGUCAACGCUAAUUUCAAUGUAUACUUCAUUCAUGCCAUUGGAGGAUCAAUAUUUCCCUAUUACGCUUUUCUCAAAGUGUUUCCGAAAGAAAUCAAUCUCUAUGCCAUUGAGUACAAGUUAGAUUUCAACGCUAGAACACUUAAGGAAUUAGCAGCCUUCUAUGCAUCUGCGGUAGCAGCACAUACUAAAACUGUUCGCCCUUUUCUAGUGGGUCAUUCCAUGGGAGGAACGAUAGGCAGAGAAAUGGUGGUUGAAAUGAGACUGUGGGGAUGGGAGUUUUUAGUGGUUGUAGGUACCAUUUAUUGUCAUAAAAUCUUUAAGAAUCUUCCGAACAACAUCAAAGGAACAGAAAGUGCAAUACGUUUGGCAAGGAUGCUCAAAGCUCAUCCCUUAACAAUUUCACCAACGAAAAUUUACUUAUUUAAAAGCCUAGAAGUGGGAGAUGCAGCAUUCCGAAGUAUUGUACGGCCAGAUCUCACCGAAAUUACGUCACGAUCCAUGACAGCAAAUGGCCUCGAACAACUGUCAACACAACCCGUUGAUGUAUGGCUGGUAAUGUCAAAAAUUCUUUGUGUCACAACUGUAGUACGUUGGCAAUUAUAA